Monomorium pharaonis (pharaoh ant) is the source of this 3309-nucleotide messenger RNA. It is a transcript of the gene mh, whose product is annotated as sprT-like domain-containing protein Spartan. Bases 378 to 2372 code for a protein of 664 amino acids. Gene Ontology annotation, biological process: DNA repair. The transcript has 6 exons. Lineage: Eukaryota; Metazoa; Arthropoda; Insecta; Hymenoptera; Formicidae. Gene Ontology annotation, cellular component: nucleus. The record is from RefSeq and is a predicted model, not a curated record. Gene Ontology annotation, molecular function: metalloendopeptidase activity; single-stranded DNA binding; polyubiquitin modification-dependent protein binding.
CCCCCCCUCUCUGACAGUCCUGACACUCCUGACUGCAGGAUAGAAAGUUCUCGAGUCUCUAGGAAUCUCUAUCCGCUUCUAUGUCGCAGCCAAUCAACACACUUGGAAAAUUUGUAUGACGAAUAUAACAGCACCCUAACGAUCACUUAGAUCGUCCAUCGUUUUGAGAUUGACUCUAGACGCAGUUUGUCUCAAGACUUAAAUGGAUAUAGAUUGCUUCGCUCGUGAGAUGCUCUAUGGAACACACGGUGAUAUUUUCCUUUUUAUUUUCACUUGAUAUAAGGUGUUUGAAAGGAUAAAUAACAUUGCAUCCUGAAUUUGCAAGAAGUAUCUUCAAAUUUGUUUGGUGACACGCGGAUAAAGGCUGUGAGAAGACGAUGACAUCGCAGGAAGCAAGAGACUUUCACAUGGCGUACGAAAUGCAUGAGAAUCUGAAUUGUUUAGGUGUGACGGAAAACUCAGUCAGCCUGAAUGAGAGAAAUUCCCGUUACUUAUCAUUACCAUUUUCAUUGGUUGAUCAAGAAUUGGAAUUGAUUGAUCCUACUCCUAAUAUUCACACACUGUUUAUACAAUUUAAUGCCCGAUUCUUCAGAGAUAAACUAGCUUCUGUCGAAGUUAAAUGGAGUAAUAGAAUGAAAUGUGCCGCUGGAAUUUGUACCUUUCACUCAAGAAAUAAAGAAUGCGUGAUAUCGCUCAGUGCACCAUUACUUAAACUUAGGCCAAGAAAGGAUCUUAUAGAAACCUUAUUGCACGAGAUGAUCCAUGCGUAUUUGUUCUUAACUAAUAAUGAUCAGGAUCGUGAUGGUCAUGGACCGAAUUUUUGCAGACUUAUGCAUAAGAUAAAUAAAGAGGCAGGAACUAAUAUAACAAUCUAUCACGAUUUUCAUGAUGAGGUAAAGCUGUAUAGACAGCAUUGGUGGAAAUGUAAUGGACCAUGCCAACGUAGGCCACCAUACUUUGGGACAGUUCGUCGAAGUAUGAAUCGUGCACCCGGCCCAAUGGACUUUUGGUGGAAGGAGCAUCAAGAAAAAUGCAAUGGUCAGUUUAUCAAGAUCAAAGAGCCAGAGAAUUUUAAGUCGCGUUCAAAACAAAAUAUAUCAAAACCGAUAUCAAAGGACAACAAAUCGAAUAAUAGACUUACCGAUUGGUUAGCAAAGAGGAUUUCGAAUCAGGUUAUACCUACAUCUUCAAAAGCUUCUAGUAAUAAUAACUCUAAAAUAUUUACUCAAGCAGACAAUGCUAAGCCUAGUACUAGUAAAGAUAAUGGUGGUACAAAUUCAUCUCGUGCUGUGAAUGAGAAAGAUACUCAAGAUUUGUCAGUGGGAAUAAAGAAACUUGGCAGCAGUAGUAAUAAUGUACACGGUUGGGGCAUCAGUGGUCCGGGUGAAAACGUAAAAUCGUAUAACGUAAAGAAUAUUUCUAAAAAUCCCAAGUUUUCUUGUUCUGGUGUUCUGGGAGGUAGUAGUAAUGGUCAAAGUAAUCUGUUGACCAAAUUCAAACCUUCGAACGAAGAUGAAAAUCGCCGGGGUGAAUCGAUCGACGGGGGUUCAUCCGCAGCAUCGUCAUCGGCUGCAGAAGGAGGAUAUGCUAAUGAUUCUGUCCUGAAUCUAAGUCAACCGAGAAAUAAUUCCUAUCUUUGUCCUAUAUGUAAUGUACCUAUGACUUUAGAAAAUAGAUAUAGCCAUAUAGAUUCAUGCCUAAUAAAUAAUACAUCAUUGAUAGAUGAAAUGAAUAAUAAUAUCAAUAAUAAUAAUAACAAUGAAGAGUUAAUGUUAAUGCCUAUUCAAACAUUUGCCACAUCGGCGACAGAACAAAAUAUUGAUGCGACUCCUAAUAAGCGUGUAAGAUUAGAUAAUUCGAACGACACAAAUGAAUAUGUCACUUGUCCCGUUUGUGGCAGAAGACUGCCAAUCACAGACAUUAACCAGCAUCUCGAUGAAUGUCUGCUAGAAGCAGAUACAGCUCGUAAAGCUGCCAUUCCUUCCACCUCUCGUGCGUCAUAUGAUGACAGCAUAAUCAGUAUAAACAGUUCCUGCAGUUCUGAUUUAGAUGAUUCUGUACUGACCGACGAUCCACAACCUUCUACAAGUACUAGCACUUGUAAAAACGAUACAGUGGAUCUUGAACGAAAAUGUUUAGUUUGCAACGUACAGAUUGCACUUGAUGUAUCAUUGAAUGAACAUCUCGAAGAAUGCAUUGGAAGUGUCUUUAAUGACGAUAUAAUAAUAGAUGACAAAGAGGAUGAUAAUAAUGAUACGCUUGUUGUAGAAAAUAAUUCCACAGAAAAUAAAUAUCCCUGUCCAGUAUGUAUGCAGAUAAUAUCAGAAAAUCUUAUGAACCAGCAUUUAGAUAUGUGCCUUAAAAACGAAUAAGUGAUAUUGCGAAUGGUAAAAAAAAAUGACAAUGAACUAUUUUGCGGAUAAUAAAUGGUUUUUUUAUCUGAAUAAGUAUGUUAAUAAAUAUCUUUUCAUAUGUAAUGUUCAUUUUUUGCAUAUCGCGAUUUUAUAUGAGACAGAAAAAAAAGAUGUUAUACAGAAUUAUUAGGAAAAUAAAUAUGCAAUUUUUUUAAAACGAUAUUUGUAUAUUACUUAUCAUGUAUUAAAUAGAAAUUUAAAGUACAUUAAGACAUGUUACAAGAGGAGGUAUUUGCAUGUCCAAUGUAAUUAUUACCAUCGCUUAUAUAACGUAAACUAUAUUAAUGUGCUCGUAUGUAUAAGGCUUGUUUUUUCCAUACCUCAGGACUGAACUUCAUCUUCUUUUUUUUCUUUUCACAUUGGAGAGAAAAAAGAGAAAAGACAAAUUAUGUGAGAAGUUCAGUUCCAGAGUAGAAAAAGAAAAAACUUAUAAUUUAACAUAGUAUAAGUUCUUUAAUUAUUAAGACUGGUUAAUAAAGAAGUUGUAUUAUUUAUCUAUAAAAUGUUACAUAAAAUUUUUAGCAUUAUUUUUUAAUAAAUAGUGAACAAUAUAUAAGGCUAGUAAUCGGUUAAAAUCUAGAGCUUUAAUCAUUUAGUCAUUUAAACAAUAUAUUAAAGCUGCUUAUUAUUUGCUAAAGUUUAUAUUUUAUGUCGGAACAAUAUAAUAAGAUUAUGUACGAAUUGUUCAGAUGUUCGGCUUAUAUUAGUUUUAUGUCUUGUUCAUUAGUAAUUAGUUUCUAAUAUUUAAACUUGAUUUGAUGCAUAAUAAGAAAAUCUCAAAUAUCAAUUGACUGAUUGAUUUGACGGCCGAAAAUCCGAGUUCUAAUUACGUAAUUAUGUAUACCUUUUUGUACUGUACUAUUUAUUAGAUAUAUAUUAAAAAGUAUAUUAAAAA